UGCUGCCUUAGGACCAAAUGUUACCAAAAUUACUCUAGAGUGUUUUAUUGCAUGGAAGAGAAGAAAAAGACAAGAAAAAAUUGAUAAGGCUGAGCAAGAUAUGGAGAGAAGGAAAGCAGAUUUUAAAGCUGGCAAGGCAUUAGUGAUCAGUGGACGUGAAGUAUUUGAGUUCCGCCCAGAGCUGGUUGAUGCAGAUGAUGAAGAAGCAGAUGACACCCAUUAUAUUCAAGGAACGGGAGAAGAUGAUGAGAUGGAAGACCCUGUAUGUAUAAAUGAUGUAGAUUUGAACCUGUAUGUCCCAAAGGCUGUAGAUGAGACUGGUAUUACUGUGGCUAGUCCUGAGCGAUUCAGCACAUACAGUUCAAUAGAAAAAGAUGAUAAUAAAUUAAGUGAAGCUUCUGGUGGUGAUAUAAACAGCAGUGAGCAAAAUGACUUGGAGGAAGAUAAUGAUGGAGAUGAGGAGUUGGAAAAUGGAGUAAUCGAUGCAGUUCCAGUUGAUGAAAAUCUUUUCACUGGAGAGGACUUGGAUGAACUAGAAGAAGAACUAAACACUCUUGAUUUAGAAGAAUGAAUUAAAAAGUUCAAGUGAGGAAUUAAAUCUGUGACAAAAUG
This is a messenger RNA of Nestor notabilis (Kea), 612 nucleotides long. RefSeq names its product zinc finger CCCH domain-containing protein 15-like. The coding region runs from base 101 to 571 and encodes 156 amino acids. Gene Ontology annotation, biological process: cytoplasmic translation. Lineage: Eukaryota; Metazoa; Chordata; Aves; Psittaciformes; Psittacidae. The transcript has 4 exons. Gene Ontology annotation, molecular function: mRNA binding. The record is from RefSeq and is a predicted model, not a curated record. Gene Ontology annotation, cellular component: cytosol.